AUGGGUUUCAAGGUCAUAAUUGUCGGCGGCAGUGUCGCUGGCCUGUCACUGGCCAACAUGCUCGAGAGACUCAACAUCGACUAUACCCUCCUAGAGGCGUAUCCCGAGAUUGCACCACAGGUCGGCGCGAGCAUUGGUCUGUUGCCCAACGGUUUCCGAAUCCUCGAUCAGAUUGGAUGCUUCGAACCGAUUCGAGAGAUUGCUGGAGACUACCACCUCAAGUCGACCUUUCGUGGACAAGAUGGCAAGGCUAACACCGAGCCGAGCAACGCCGCUGUUCACCAUUUGGAACGUCGACAAAUGCUCCUUCAAGUCCUCUACGAUAACUUGAAGCAAAAAGACAAGGUUCUUCCGGAGAAGAGAGUGAACAAAAUCGAGCUUAUCAACGGUGGCGUACUUGUUCACACAAAGGACGGUUCUGUCUUUGAGGGAGACAUUGUGGUCGGAGCAGAUGGCAUUCACAGCACCGUAAGAGAGGAAAUGUGGCGUAUUGGUCAUGAAGAGAGUCCCGGAUACUUUCCCAAAGACGAAGCCUCUAGAGUACCUGUUGCCACAAGAUGCAUCUUCGGCAUUUCCAAGCGGCCUUCGAAACUGACUGCCGGCACCCAGCAGAUGUGCCAUAACAUCGGAUGGAGUUAUCUCAUAGUCGGCGCGCCUGGCAACCGAACCUACUGGUUUCUUUUUGAGGGCGUUGGAGAGACCAAAUACGGCAAAGACAUUCCUAGGUACACCAAGGAUGACUUGGAAAAGCUUGCUAUGAAGCAUUUGGACGAUAAAGUCUUUGAAGACGUAACUUUUGGGGACGUUUACAAGAACCGCAUCAUGGCUACGCUGGUCCCCUUGGAGGAGUACGUCUUCGAGAAGUGGCAUUACAAGAGAAUCGUCUGCAUCGGAGACGCCAGUCAUAAGAUCGACCCAAUCUCGGGCCAGGGAGGAAAUGGGGCAAUUGAAGCGGCUGCAAUUCUCACCAAUGCCCUUACCGACAUGCUGGAGAAGAACCCCAAGAGCCAGUCUCCCGAGGUCGUCGAACAUGCAUUGGCUCAAGUCCAAGCCAACCGUCACGCGAGAGCCAAGAAAUUGGUGUCGGAGGGUCACCAGCUUCAGCAGAUUCUGACCGGCAGGUCCCCAAUCUCUAAGCCGGUCCUCAAAUACUUGAUCCCGAUCCUGAAAGAGGAUGGGUUCGUUGGCACAGCGUUGCCCAUCUGCAAAGCAAGCCACCACGUCCUCAAGCUUCCGAUGCCGAAGCGGUCCCGUAUUGUUCCCUUUGAUGAUGAGCUUCCCGCAAGGCCUCUCAACAACAAGACCGUCUCCAGGGUUGCCACGCUAUUGGCUUUUGGCUCCAUGGCAGCGAUCCUCAGCAAGUCUGGGGGACUCACGCAUCUCUCUACGCUACUAAACAGCUUCCAAUCCCAGGCCAAAUUGCUAUCCACUGGGGCAUCCGGUAUCAGUUUGGCUCAAGGAUUCUCCGGCCUGCCCAGCGUCGUUUCUGCGAGCAACCUGAUCCAGGAUGUACAGUUCAGAGCGAACCUGUUUUCUGCCCUCGCCAUUUCGCUUGCGGAGGGCCAUCGGAUCGGCAACAGGCUGUCUAUCCUUCUUUGGCCGUCUCUUACUGGCGUUGCCUUCACAGCCUUUGGCGCCAAGGCUACAAUGCCUCUAUUCGGUCUCGGACUAGUCCUUCGAGGCUCCAACACCCUGGACGGAAGAUAUGUCCCAGUUGACUCUGCAAGAUCGAUCUUGCCUUCAGUCAUUGCCGGCUACGCAAUCCCCACGAUCCUCGCCGCCCUGCCGGUUCAGAACCAGCAGCUCCGACAGGCCGCCAACCUGGUCGCAUCAACCGCACCACUCUACUGCACCGCUCUCGUAAUUGGCAUCUCGUCUGUCAUCCAUAAAGUCCGCAACACGAUCCAGCCCCCGAAAGAUAAGGGCGAGGUCAAGUUUGACGAGCAGGAGGACUUCGUGGCCAUGUACCAGCAGAAGGAUGUGGUUCCCCUGAAGUUCACCUACGCGUUUGCCGCGGGAAUCUGUGCCACAGUCCACAUCAUCAGCACCAUCUACGCCAAGUCCGGCUCCAAUGCUACUAGCAUCGUAACAGGAGGCAACGCCUUGUUCGGCUUGGCUUCUGUUGUCCAAACCCUUUACUUAGCCUGGACCAUGCGCUCUGAGGGUUUCGUCACCACGAAGCAUGCUAUCAUGGGAGGGUUGGGCUCUGUCGCCAGUAGCCUCCUCAUUGGGCCUGGCGCAGCGCUUUCAGGCUUCUUCUAUUGGCGCGAACACGUUAUGUCGAGCUUGGCUAAAUGA
This is a messenger RNA of Colletotrichum spaethianum, 2298 nucleotides long. RefSeq names its product FAD-dependent monooxygenase andE. Gene Ontology annotation, molecular function: FAD binding. NCBI's taxonomy places the organism in Eukaryota, Fungi, Ascomycota, Sordariomycetes, Glomerellales, Glomerellaceae. The transcript is spliced from 5 exons. The record is from RefSeq and is a predicted model, not a curated record. The coding region runs from base 1 to 2298 and encodes 765 amino acids.